AUGACCUCCUACAAACGAUCCCGCGCGACCUACGAAGCAGAUUCUCGAGCGAGCGAGGCACCGUUCGUCUCAUACGGCACCCCUCUGCCCCCCUCCGACGAACACCAACGCGACGAUGGCACCUACGUUCCCUUACACUUGCAGGAAGUAAGAGACGAGAAGGGGAGGCGCCGUCUUCAUGGCGCUUUCACCGGCGGAUGGAGUGCGGGAUAUUUCAAUACCGUAGGAUCCAAAGAAGGAUGGACGCCGUCCACCUUUGUGUCCAGUCGGACAGCGCGCCGCAAAGAUGACACCACUACCGUCCAACAACGCCCGGAAGACUUCAUGGAUGAGGAGGACCUUGCUGAUGCUGCCGAAGCCGAGACAAUUCAAGCAACCGACGUCUUUGCCGGUAUCGGGGCUCGCGUUGCUGACGAAACGCAGCGUCGAGGCCUAGCUGGUCUGGUACGGCCCUCGGACGAUACCAUGGGGUUCGCGCUCCUCAGGAAGAUGGGGUGGAAAGAUGGCCAAGGGAUUGGUCCUAGGGUUCGCCGAGCUGCCAGACUCCAUGACGGCGCGGCUCCCGCGAACGCGGCUGCAUCGGGCACUUACCUAUUCGCGCCGGACGACGCGUCGCCAUUUAUCAUAGAGAGGAAGUCUGGCCGGGCUGGUUUAGGUUACCGGGGGGAAGCUCGGCUGGAGCAGGAAAACAACGCGCCUUCGACCAUUCUCUCGACAACGGGCAAGAAGGUCCGAAAGAAGAUUCAGCGAGGGGGAAUUGGCGUUGGAAUAUUGAAUGAUAAUGGCUCUGAUGAAGAGGGCCCGUAUGCGAUGGGGCCACGCAUCUCGUAUAAUCGAACGUUGGGGGGCACGAAAAAGAAAAAAGCGACAACCAAAACCAUGACAGCAAAUCCAGCACUGGGAUCGAAGCCGACUUUCGUCGCGAAACGUCCCGCUGCCAGGCCUACCAAUUCUCGAAGAUGCGGCGAUGGGCGUCCGCCAUUGCCCGGGUUUACUCUAGCCUCAUCCAGCGUUGAUACUCGAGUUGUGGACUCUGGCACAAAAUACCCUCCACCGUCCAUACCUCUUGGUUGGAAGCCUAAGAAGCAGCUAGCUAUGCAUUCAACAACCGCAAUUAUCAACAAUAUCAACAAAACCACAUCUGAGGCUGCCAAAGCACCAAAACACGAUCCGAGGACACGCGCCGCCGCUCUAGGCGAAUCCCAACUUCCGGGAAAGUCGGUCUUCGACUUUAUGUCUGCCGCAGCAAGAGACCGCAUUGCCGCAGUCACCGGCAAGGCCAACUUGCCCCCUGCAAAAGGCGAGGUGCCAACAGCCGGGGACACGACUAGUCAGCAGAAGGCCCCGGACGUACUGGAACGGCUCCCAAAGCUUGCCAAGGAGACCGCUGUUGCUGCUCUCAGCAGGGGUCACGGGGGUAAGGGCCCGUACGCAGACGACGAGGCGAAGCAAUCCCGGUUCAGGCGGUAUCUGGAGUAUUCGGCAGGGUUUCUGCAGGAAAUGUCGUUGAGACCUCAUGGCAUGACGGAGGCGGAUUUCACCAGAGAACUCGAAGAAUUCUACAGCUGCGCUCAGCUGUUCAAGCCAAUGGCAGGAUUCAUGGCAACUCGAUUCACUACGGCUUCUGCGACCACGUCUAAUGCUGGCGGGACGGACUCCACUGGAGCCACCGUCUCUACAAACACUCGAGCACCGUCGCAGCCCGGCGACCCGGCCGAGGAGGCAGCGAAGCUGGGCAUGUUUGGGAACAUGACGAGGUCGGUGCAAGACUUCUAUCCGACCCGGCUGCUGUGCAAACGCUUCAACGUACGUCCACCCGAGCAUGUGCAGCAGGAACCAACGACAGAUACCCCGCCGGACAACACGUCUGGGAAUAAUGAUCAAGAGGCUGUGUCGAAGGGGCCAUUGGGGGUUGGUGUCCAUGAGCAGUCGACAUCUGGAGAGGAGACUAGGGACACAGCUGGCGUACAAAUGCCGCAUCAGCAGCGACCAUUCAGAAUGUCGUUGGCUGGUUCAUACAGGGCACUUUCCUUGAAUGGGCGAAAGUUCCCGGCCCCUACCAUUUGUCCAGGAGAAACCAGCCUUGAAGAGGAAAGGGAAAUAGGCCUGCACGAGGAAGAGCCGGUCGACCGCGUCCAAUCUCCCCCGCCGCAAUACCCAGCAUCCGAGGCAUCAUCCUCUAUACCCCCACCGUUCUCGUCCCUCUACGGACCUUUCGAAGACGGCUGCUGCCCUGGUUCUUCUUCCGGACAGGAGAGGUCACCGCCAGGCAAGUCGACGACCAGUGUCUCUGCGGGGCCAUUACCAGCCGCCCCAGCCUACGCGCCCGCCGCCCCGGGUCCAUCGGAUUUCCAGGCUGUCGCGCAGACCUCCUUCGAGGACACCGUUGCCGAGACCAAGCGCGCUCUUCCCAGGGAUACCAAGGGAGAGUCUUCUUCCAAGGACGACGAGGUCGAACCACCACCUGCUUACUCGGAGGGGCCCAGUCCUCUCCUCUCUUUCUCCUUCGUAAUGGCGUCCGCCGGAGGGGCCUCGAGCCUUAUCACCCAGGUACAGCAGGGUGGCCCGCCCAUCAACGCUCUCGGAGAUGUCGGCGCGGACGAAUCGAUUGCUAUGGACCUUCGUGGAACGAGGUUCGUGCUAUCUCGCGACGAGCUAUUGACGUUGCCUGAGUUUGUCCUUCUAUCUCUCUUCCCGAACGGCCUAUUUCCCGAGGGUCACAUGGGCAGUGGAUUUGGGGAUGGAGAUGCCAUCCAAGUUGACUACGAUCCGGCAUCCCUUCAAUACAUGCUGGGUUUCUUCCGCGACGUAGCCCAGACGAUCCCAGCCGAGAGCUCCGGGAGCACCUCUCAGGACGGGGACGUGUUCCCUGUCGAACCACUUGGUGGGCGAGACGACUCAUCCAGAAGGGCCGGUAUCAUCGUGCUUCGAGAGGACCUCGACUUUUACGUCAUCCCACCUCGGCCUGACGUCGAACAGGCGGAAAUGAUGGACAUCAAGAGGGCGGCGGGCAGGGCUCUGCUCAACCAGGCUGGCAUCUUUUCGGGUCUUAAGCGGAGCGAUGAACCGGGGACGACGGAAGCCCAUCUCAUCGAGAUGUUGACAGCAGGAGGCUUCAACCAUGAUGACACGUGGGGACACCGAGCAGGAGAGCCGAAUAAGGCGGUCAUCUGCAGUCUCGCACUUGCACGACUCCGCAGCGAUAUCCGGGGCAGUGAGAUGAGCAGCAACGCACUGGGGAUGGCGCAGAAGCUGCUCCUCUUCUGGCGCAAGCCGGCCAGACGUUGCUGGUGGGAGGGCGUUGAGCUCGACAACGUCGAAGGCGUGCCAGGAAAGCUCAAGGUUUGGAUCAGGCGCGUUUGGACGCUGGAGAUGAGUGUCAUUGGUCUUCGGUGA
Sodiomyces alkalinus F11 is the source of this 3396-nucleotide messenger RNA. RefSeq lists its product as hypothetical. Lineage: Eukaryota; Fungi; Ascomycota; Sordariomycetes; Glomerellales; Plectosphaerellaceae. The record is from RefSeq and is a predicted model, not a curated record. Gene Ontology annotation, cellular component: nucleus. Gene Ontology annotation, molecular function: RNA binding. The transcript is spliced from 9 exons. The coding region runs from base 1 to 3396 and encodes 1131 amino acids. Gene Ontology annotation, biological process: mRNA processing.